AUGAGUAAUUCUAAAUUAUAUACUCCAAAUGAUCUUAUUGAAUUUGAAAAUCAUAAACGCUAUUCAUCUAUGGGAAAGAGUAAUUAAAUAGAAAUGAUCUAUUUCUAGUGUUAGAAUCAAUGAAGUAGACUGCACCUGCAUUUGGAUUUGGAUCAUCCACCAGAUAUCAAGCUUAAUCUAUAUACAGAGACAAAAAGCUACUUCAAAAAGGUAAACAUAGUCCUGGACCCUGUUACAAUUCUUCUAAUUACAUUAAUGAAUUACUAACUAAAAAUGCAACAGUUAAAAUAGGAACAUCUAAAAGAGAUUUUCUUAAUUCAACAUAAUAUGAUUAUUAUACAAGAUAAGAUAGAGAUGUAUAUUAAAUUAUAUUCAUAAAUUAAUAGUUUGAACCUCAUAAAGCUAAUGAUUUUAGAAAGAUGAAUUCAACAAUUGUGAAAAUUGGCCUAGCCUAACGUUUCAAAACAGAUUAUAAAAAUUAAGUUCCUGGACCUGAUUAAUAUAAUAAUCUCAUUAAAAAAAAAGGACUUUAAUGUACUAUAGUUCCAAGAAGACCUAUAUCUAAAUCAUUUUAAGGUUCAACACCUGAUUUAAUUGGUCCAGGAUCUUAUGAUGUAAAUAAAUCAUUAGAUGUUACUCAUGAAAGUUAUCCUAGUAUUGGAUUCACUAAAGGAGAAAAGAUGAAACCUACUAAAAGUGUUGAUAAGAAUUAAACCUAUUAUACAAAGUAUUAUUUUAUUUAUCAAACUCAGGGGAUCUAUUGGAGUAUAAAUUAAAUCUAAUUGUAUUACUAAACCAUGCUUUUCUAUUGGUAAAGAAAGUAGAGAUAUCAAACCAGCCAUUUUUAAAAGAGAUAUGGAUGGAAUUGUUACCAAAAUUUAAAUAUCAAUGCCCAAAUUUUGA
Molecule: messenger RNA, 903 nt
Organism: Paramecium sonneborni
Lineage: Eukaryota; Ciliophora; Oligohymenophorea; Peniculida; Parameciidae
Source: the annotation of a GenBank genome assembly